CAUCCAAUGGUUAUGCAUUUAAUCCUGUGGUUUUUGAUAGGUAUACCAAGGAGGCGAUCGCCGCCAGCUCGAAGCUACUGGAAAUUAAUCCAGAAAUAUUAACUGUCUGGAACUACCGGAAGCUCGCUCUACAGCAGAACUUAAAGGAAGCGACAGAUUCAGAGCGUAUCAAAUCUCUGGUGGACGAUGAGCUCAGAGCCGUAGAGAUAGCAUUGAGAGCGAACCCUAAAUCUUAUGGGGCAUGGUACCACCGGAAAUGGGUUUUAAGUCAAGGGCUUGCCGAAGUAGAUUUUGACAGGGAAUUUCGGCUCCUGGACCAAUUGCUAAAAGCUGAUUCCCGCAAUUUCCAUGGUUGGAAUUACCGUAGGUUUGUUGCCAAGCUGAAGGGUUUGCCUGAGGUGGAAGAGUUGAAGUUCACUAUGGAUAUGAUUAACACCAAUUUUAGUAAUUAUUCGGCCUGGCACAGUCGGAGGUAUUUACAUCAUUGGCAUUCUCAUUAUUCUGGUUGUGUUUUUUAAAUAGAUUUAUUUUUGUGCAUUUUUAGUGCAUAUUCGUGAAACUAUUUUAACGCGUUAUUUUGAGAUAUUUAUUGUGCAUGUUAUCGUAUCUGCCACAAAAUGAAUAGUCAUAUAUGUUGACAUGCUCAAGUCUUCAAGGCUUUCGUAAUAUGAAGAGUAAUGAAACUAAGUUAUCCAUUGAAACUUGAUAAAUACAUGAACACUUUGAUCAAUAUAUGUUAAGAGGAAUGCAAAAUUAAAAUAAACCUUUGAUUGAUGUUGAUGGAUUGAUAAGUGGAUGCAUGAAUCAACCGUAAAUGAUGCAGUCAAGGAUUAUCGUUUUAUAUUUUGUAUUUUAUUUAUGUUUUGGACUUUAUGUAAUUUUUUGUCUAUGUUUUUAUGUGCCCUAUGAUGGAAAACAACCUGUGAUCAUGCUUGGGUUUGGUGCUCUGUGGUAAUUUCUCUCCUUUGUUUUCCUUUAUUGACCUUGUUCUCUUGUUUCUUUAUUGGCUUAGUGGAGGGCUGAAAUUUCCUUAAUGGGCUUGGCUCAUUUCAUUCCCUUCCUCUUGGUUGCUUGGUGUUCCAUGCUUAUUACGGUUUGUCUUUUGCCGGUUAGAAUUCCUGCUAUUUCCCAUGCAGCUGGCAGUUUAUUUUUGCUGUUUCGAAUUCCUGCAGCUAUCCAUUCCCCUUCCUUUGUACUGUUUCCAUGUUUUGUGUUGGCUCCUAUUGGCUAUUUGGGGUGGCUCAUUUAUGGGGCUGUUAGGUCCUUUUUCCUUCUAUAUGUGGGGUUCUUUGCUACAGGGAAGGAGGUUUUUUUAGAUGAAAUCUGAUUGAAACCUGAUGGUUUUCUUCAUAAGCUUGAGAGCUUUCUUUUCGUGCACCUAUUUCUUCUUCCGGUCUUCUAUCUAUUUCAACUCUCCACGGUUUUCCUUCCACUUGUAUCCUUCUUCUCCUAAUAUAAAGAGUGUGGUGUGUUGUUGAGCCGGUUUGUUGGUAUUUGCCGGAGGAGUGUCGACCUGUGUUGGAACAAGAUUGUUGUGGUGAACCUCCGGUUUGAUUUUUUUUUUAGCGCCAAUCUCCAAUUUUCAGAUUUGCAUGUGAGGUGAACUUUUUAGGUUGUUCUGAUGGAAGUUUAUGUUUUAGUUUGUUUAUUGCAAAGUUUCCUUAUUGUUUUCUAAUUUUCUUAUAACUGUUUCCUAUCAAGUUUCUUUCUGUCUGAGGUGGUUUAUGUUUUAUUGAAGAAAGUGUUUUGUUUUUUCCUAAGUGUUAUCCUAUUUGGCCUUCUAGAACUUAGGAUACAGCAAUAAAUAAUAGGUAGAUUCUAGUGUCUACUAGUUGCGUUGAAGAUAGAGAGAGAUUGAGAGAAAUUUCUUGCUCCUACUUCAUUGAGCGGUUGAUUCUUAGAUUAUGCAUAUAGACAGCGGUGAGAAAGUUAAAGGGAUUCCAUUGCCUGCUUGUUGCAGUGCAUUGAGAUGCAUAUUGGGAUAGAUAUAGAGUUGAUAAACUAACAAUGAUAUUCCAUUAAUUGCUGGCUGUCUUCUAGUUUGCAUUG
Messenger RNA from Dendrobium catenatum, 2049 nucleotides. RefSeq names its product geranylgeranyl transferase type-2 subunit alpha 1-like. The annotation marks the transcript as partial. Gene Ontology annotation, cellular component: Rab-protein geranylgeranyltransferase complex; cytoplasm. Gene Ontology annotation, molecular function: Rab geranylgeranyltransferase activity. The transcript is spliced from 3 exons. The record is from RefSeq and is a predicted model, not a curated record. NCBI's taxonomy places the organism in Eukaryota, Viridiplantae, Streptophyta, Magnoliopsida, Asparagales, Orchidaceae. Gene Ontology annotation, biological process: protein geranylgeranylation.